AUGAAAUGUGGGUGCAGCGCCCUGGCUCUUCUCCCCUGGGUGCUGGUGGCCAUCGACGCGCAGUACAUCUGCUGGCAGGCCAUGCUGCGGUGCCACGACGAGCCGGAGUGUGACCUCGCCUACGGCCAGUACCUAGCGGCCUGCGAGGGGAACAUCAGGGGCACCCGGAGGCAGUGUCCCAGCCACUGCAUCAACGCGCUGAUCCGGCUCAACCACACCCGCAGCGGGCCGGACCUGGAGACCUGCGACUGCGCCCAGGACCUGGAGUGUCUGAGCGCCAAGCGGACCAUCGAGCCGUGCCUGCCGCGCCGGUACCCGAGCGACGCCGGCGGGAUCGGCUGCAUGGAGGCCCGGCAGCGCUGCGAGGAGGACAGCAGCUGCCACACCUCCCUGGCGGCCUACUUGUCAUACUGCGGCCAGCUGUUCAACGGCAGGAAGUGCUCCUCCAAGUGCAAAGCCACCAUCCAGCAGAUGCUCUUCAUCCCAAACGGCAUGCUGCUCAACCGCUGUGUGUGCGACGGGGUCGAGCGGCCUUUCUGUGAGGUGGUCAAGGAGAACAUGAGCAAACUGUGUUCCAUAGGAGACCACAAUGUGAUCUCGGACCAGCCUGAGGUGGAUGACAUGUACGAGGAUGAGGACUAUUACCCUAAAGGUGACAGAGAGGAGGUGUACACUGACCACUCCUCGGCCCAGAGGUUAUCCAGCUGCAUGGGGCUGCUGUUCCUUCCUCUAGCACGGAUUAUUUACUGAGAUGGUGGGUUCUCCCAGACACCUGUUGGGUUUAUGAAUGACUGUUCUACAACAUUUAUUGUGUUGCCAACACAGAACCUGAACCUGGGUCUGCUGGAUAAGGAACUUCGCCCACAGCAGGACUUCCGGACAUCCCAGUAUAGUCGCAUGGAGACAGAGCACAGUAGUGAUUUGUGUAGGACCUUCCACAAUGUUACAAUUGACAUAGCAAUUCUCCUUGAUGCACAUCUCCCUCAGGAAUACUGCUCUUCUGAUUUGUGAUUCUCCUGUUGCCACGGAUGGCCUUGUCGUUCUCUGAGUGAACUGCUCGUUUGCUAAGUAGAAGAAAGCCUGUCGUCAAAAAUAGAAAUACAUACAUCCAGGAGAUAAUGAGAGGAAAUGAACCAAAACCAGACUUCCUUUUUUUUUGCAGGGCCAUUACCCUUUUGUAUGUCUUUAAAAAAAAAAAGCUCCUGUUUGUUUGGUCUGGUUUCAAUGCCACUUGGAGUGUGUGGCUUUAUUAAGACCUUGGGCAAACAUUGGACCCUUACAGUCUCUGUUUGCUCUGCUCUCAAUUCCAGGGGCCACAUGCAUUGUUGCAGCAAAAGCACACUUCAAAUAUUUGUAGGGAAUGGUCUGAGGACGGGCAAGGGUGUGGGAUCAACUCCUUAAAUUAACUGAAGUGCCUCUGUAGCACUCUGUCUGUUUGAGAUUGUUUUAUUGAACUUUUCCUGCGACCCUCCCUCUCCUCACCCUCCCCUCUCUGCUGCCUGCCCCCCUUUCACGCCGUUAAAGGACCCCCGUCUUUAUUACUGUUCUGACACUGAA
This is a messenger RNA of Limanda limanda (common dab), 1557 nucleotides long. Its product is annotated as growth arrest-specific protein 1. The record is from RefSeq and is a predicted model, not a curated record. The transcript has a single exon. Lineage: Eukaryota; Metazoa; Chordata; Actinopteri; Pleuronectiformes; Pleuronectidae. The coding region runs from base 1 to 750 and encodes 249 amino acids. Gene Ontology annotation, biological process: regulation of cell cycle.